CCCUUAUAAGUACAGCUUCAUUACAGCUGCUGCUUAGACAGAUGAGGAUGCUUGCUCAGGGACACACAGAUAGUAAUUUUUGGGGCAAUGGCCACGGUGUGCCUUCGCCCUCAUGCCAGGGUGUCCUCUGGUCACUUGAUCGAUUAACCUUUUAUAAGGUGCCUUUCACUAGAAAUAUCACCUUAAAGAAUAUUCUGUUGGCGUGAUCAGUAUUUUAUAAGGUAUUCAGACUGUCCUUGCAGUGAUCAGAACCUGUUGGGUAAAAUUGGAGAAGAUGCCUAUUGAUACUACAAGCAACUUUAAAAGACUUCCUCACAUCAUGCAGUGUGGGAUUUGAAUUUAAGAGAGAGACUGAGCACCUUUUAAUGAAGAACACCUUCCCGAGGUACAACACCUUUUGUACGGCUGUUUGCUCACAGUUGAUAUUUCACUUCUCACACAGGUUCAUGCUGUGCUGAGCUGGGGCUGAAGGUCCAGAAUGAGAGCAGUGGUCUCGGUGAGCUGUAACUUUUUGUUUGUCCUAUUGGACGUUACUCUCACCACCAUCCUGUACAUUGACGGCACACAAGUCAGACGCUUCUUGCAAGAGCUGAACAGCUUUGACAUCUUCACCUCCACGAUUGAUGUGUGGUUGACCUGUCUGAUCCGAGCUUGUGUCUUACUUGGAGCUUCAACCGGUGUAGCCCGAAACAGCACGGAUGGCCCCAGAAGGGUCAAGAAACUGAACACGGGAAUUUCUGUCCUGUGCAUGUUAAUGGUGGUCUAUGCCGUAGCCAAGUUGCUGCUGUUUUCAGAAGUAGCCGCCUUGCUGGGUGCACCAUGGUUCCUCAGUCUGUUUGCGUGGUCUUGUAUUUCGUCACUUUCCACAUUAGGAUUUUGGAAAUUGCUCUGUUUGGUAAAGACCAAGAGGGAGUUAUUAGUAAUUAAUGAAGACAAAACCAAAGAAGACGACGAUGAUGAAUCGGGGGCCUCGAGUGCUUUCGUUGAAGAGAGCAACAAAAAAGACAACAGAGGAAGCUCAAAAGCCACGAUAAGCCGACUUUUGUCUUACACAAAAGAAGAUGCUGGCGUUCUGGGAGUUGCUUUUGUUUUCCUUAUUCUGGCUGCCCUGGGUGAAUGCUUCAUACCUUACUACACUGGACUGGCUGUCGAUGGGAUUGUCAUUCAAAAGAGCAUGGUGGUGUUUACAAAAGCUUUGCUUCUAAUGUUGCUGCUUGCCAUUUCAAGUUCCUUUGCUGCUGGGAUUCGCGGUGGGAUGUUUAACCUCACGUUUGCCCGACUGAAUGUCAGGAUUCGUAAUCUGCUUUUUAGAUCACUGGUUCAGCAAGAAAUUGGCUUCUUUGACUCAAACCACACAGGUGAUAUCACCUCCCGUCUGACUUCUGACACCACACUUGUGAGUGACCUGGUCUCUCAGAAUGUCAAUAUUUGUCUACGCUGCUUGGUGAAGGGAGUGGGCGUCUGCAUCUUUAUGUUCAGCCUCUCCUGGAAAUUGUCACUUGUUACUUUUAUGGGAUUUCCACUCGUCAUGAUCGUUUCAGAGCUCUAUGGAAAAUACUAUAAGCGCCUUGCAAGAGAGGUCCAGGAUGCACUUGCCAAAGCCAAUAAUAUUGCUGAAGAGACCAUAUCAGCGAUGAAGACAGUGAGAAGCUUUGCCAAUGAAGACAACGAAGUGGAGGUUUACUGGGAGAAGCUCCAGCACAUGUACAAGCUAAACAAGAAGCAGGCUUUGGCCUAUGCAUGUUACAUGUGGUCCAUUAGUCUCGCCGAGGUUGCUUUGCAAGUCAGUGUCCUAUUUUAUGGUGGCCAUCUUGUACUAAGUGAUCAAAUGACCAGUGGAAACCUUAUUUCCUUCAUUAUCUAUGAACUGGAGUUAGGAGACUGUAUGGAGAACAUUGGUUCAGUCUACACGGGGCUAAUGCAAGGGGUUGGAGCAGCAGAAAAGGUGUUUGAAUUCAUUAAUCGGAAACCCCUAAUGACAAGAGAAGGAACCACGGCCCCUGACACUUUCAAAGGACAUGUCGAAUUCAAGAAUGUGUCAUUUGCCUUUCCAACCCGUCCUAACUCUCAGAUCUUAAAGAAUGUGACAUUUGCACUACGACCUGGUGAAGUGACAGCACUGGUGGGCCCCUCAGGCAGCGGGAAGAGCUCUUGUGUGUAUUUGAUGGAACACUUUUAUGCAGCUCAGUCUGGUGAGGUCCUGCUGGAUGGGAUCCCCAUUGAACAGUAUGAUCACAACUAUCUGCAUUCCAAGGUUGCAUUGGUGGGUCAAGAACCAGUUCUGUUUGCUCGUUCAAUCCAAGAGAACAUCGCUUAUGGUCUGCAUGAAUUCACGAUGGACUCGGUUGUUCAGGCGGCAAAGGCAGCAAAUGCUCACGGGUUCAUCACUGAGCUACAAAGCGGUUAUAAUACAGACGCAGGAGAGAGAGGAGCCCAGCUCUCGGGGGGUCAGAAACAACGUGUUGCAAUCGCUCGGGCACUCAUCAGAAACCCACACCUGCUCUUAAUGGAUGAGGCCACCAGUGCGUUAGAUACAGAAAGUGAACAUACAGUUCACCAGGCACUGGAAGGAGCCAUGCAUAACAAGACAAUUUUGGUCAUCGCCCAUCGCCUCAGCACUAUUGAAAAGGCACACAACAUCAUUGUUUUAGACAAAGGAAAGGUGUCUGAGCAGGGCACCCAUAAAGAGCUGAUGGAAAAAAGAGGCCUCUACUUCAAGAUGGUGCAGAGACAAAUGCUUGGUGUGGACCCUCCAGUAGACGACAGCACAGUCAUGGACAGAUCAACGCCCCAAAAAGUGUCCCUUAUAAAAAGAAACUCUAGUAGAAGAACUAAUUACGAUGACUCGGACGAAGAUUUUUACUUUUGAAAAGCACCUCAGUAUCAAAACAAAAGCUGCCUUUUAAAAUGUGUAGUAGAAGAUAAUUGUCACAGUAAAUAAACAAAGGGUAAGGGACUGAGGAAGAGGAAAAGUACGAUUAUUUCAAAAGUGGCAAACUGUUCCAAAUGAGUCCAGACAGUAAUUUACAGGUAAAAUGAAAGUUCAACAGCCGUAGCAUCAUGCAUGGGAACACUGAAAUAGAGUUUAGUUAAGGACCUCUUUGACGUUCUGCAGAGACUGACACUGUGGUGGAUUUUAAUGUAUCUGUUUUAAAAGUUAAAAAGAGGUACUUUUUAACUGUAAGCUCUUU
Molecule: messenger RNA, 3191 nt
Organism: Polypterus senegalus (gray bichir)
Lineage: Eukaryota; Metazoa; Chordata; Cladistia; Polypteriformes; Polypteridae
Gene: abcb9
Product: ATP-binding cassette, sub-family B (MDR/TAP), member 9
Exons: 13
Coding region: 479-2869 (796 amino acids)
Biological process (GO): transmembrane transport; peptide transport
Cellular component (GO): lysosomal membrane
Molecular function (GO): ATP binding; ABC-type oligopeptide transporter activity; ATP hydrolysis activity
Source: RefSeq, a predicted model, not a curated record